Messenger RNA from Triticum turgidum subsp. durum (durum wheat), 1197 nucleotides. The record is from the annotation of a GenBank genome assembly. NCBI's taxonomy places the organism in Eukaryota, Viridiplantae, Streptophyta, Magnoliopsida, Poales, Poaceae.
AUGGCCUUCUCCCCGGCCACCACCGCCACAGCCGCGCGCGCGGCGGGCGCAUUCACCUCGGGCCGCGUCUCGAGCUCGCCGCCGCCGUCGCUGUCGUCGCCGUUCCUCCCGCGGGUGGCCGGCGCGAUCGUCGCGAGGAGGGGAGGACGCGGGGCCCGUGCGGCGGCCUCGCCCGUGCGCGCGCAGGCCGCCGGAGCCGCGAAGAAGAACGUGCUGGUCGUCAACACCAACAGCGGAGGCCACGCGGUCAUCGGGUUCUACUUCGCCAAGGCGCUCCUCGCGGCGGGGCAUGCCGUCACCGUGCUCACCGUCGGCGACGAGGGCUCCGACAAGAUGAAGAAGCCGCCGUUCUCCCGCUUCUCGGAGCUGACGAGCGCCGGGGCCAAGACGGUGUGGGGUGACCCGGCGGACGUCGGCGCGGCCGUCGGCGGAGCGUCCUUCGACGCCGUGCUGGAGAACAACGGCAAGGACCUCGACGCCGUCAAGCCGGUGGCCGACUGGGCCAAGUCGGCCGGGGUCGGCCAGUUCCUGUUCAUCAGCAGCGCCGGGAUCUACCUUCAAACCGACGAGCCGCCGCACGUGGAGGGGGACGCCGUGAAGGAGAGCGCCGGGCACGUCGGCGUGGAGAAGUACAUCGCGGCGGAGUUCGGCAGCUGGGCCUCGUUCCGGCCGCAGUACAUGACCGGCUCCGGCAACAACAAGGACUGCGAGGAGUGGUUCUUCGACAGAAUCGUGCGGAAGCGGCCGGUGCCGAUCCCGGGGUCGGGGAUGCAGCUGACCAACAUCUCGCACGCGAGGGACCUGGGCAGCAUGCUCACGCUCGCCGUCGACAACCCCGACGCCGCCGCCGGGAAGAUCUUCAACUGCGUGAGCGACCGCGGCGUGACGCUCAACGGCCUGGCCAAGAUGUGCGCGGCGGCCGCGGGCGCCACCGUCGAGAUCGUCAACUACGACCCGGCCGCCGCCGGCGUCGACGCCAAGAAGGCCUUCCCCUUCCGCAACAUGCAUUUCUACGCGGAGCCUCGGGCGGCCAAGGAGGUGCUGGGAUGGACGAGCACCACCAACCUGCCGGAGGACCUCAAGGAGCGGUUCGCCGAGUACGCCAGCAGCGGCCGGGGAGAGAAGGCCAUGACCUUCGACCUCGACGACAAGAUCCUCGCCGCCGUCGGGGCGGCGCCGGUCGGCGUCGCCGCCUAG